AUGACAGACGCAAUUUCCAUCGAAGAGACCAACAGGCUGCGGGUGUCUCUUGGCAUGAAGCCAUUACCCGUUCCUGGAUCCAACGGCGCCGGCUUGAACGACACAACAUCAGCAUCUCCGCCUGUCGACGACGUAGGUAGCACUCUCGAGAGUCGCCAAGCCGAAGGCUACGACAAUUAUCGCACGUUACAGAAAGCAGAGGAGGCGAAAAGGAAACGUGACGCGAAAGCCGAAGCUAUCAAAAAGGCCCGCGAUGCUGCCAAGCGGUUCUCGAAGCUGGAAGGCAAAGGCCUGGGAGAGGCAGAGGAAGGCGAAUUAGAUGCGAAGGCCUGGUUGCUGAAACAGAGGAAGAGACAAAAGGAAAUCGAGAAGGCAAGGAGGAGGGAACAAGAGCUAGCGGAUGCUGAGGCCGUUGCACAGUAUACUACAGUGGAUCUCGCUGGUGUCAAGGUUGGGCAUGAGCUGGAAACGUUUGAAGAUGGAGAAGAACAAGUUUUGACUCUCAAAGACACGACUAUCGAUGAGAAUGAGGAGGAGGGCGACGAACUCGAGAACUUAGAUUUACGCGAACGAGAAAAACUCCACGAGAAGCUAGAACUCAAGAAGAAGAAGCCUGUCUACAACCCCAACGACGUCGACGAGUCGGGCGACAAGAGCAUUUUGGCCCACUAUGAUGAAGAAAUCGAAGGCAAGAAAACCAAGAGAUUUACCCUUGAUGGCAAGGGAAGCAUCGCGGAAAUAAGUGCUGAACGUGGCGCCGCGGUAAAGGCCAAGCCCAAAGCCAUUAGUCUAGAUAUUUUAAAAGACGACGUCAGGUCUGACUACAUGGAUAUAUCGGAAGUGAAAGUCAGAAAGCCAAAGAAAAAGAAGGCGAAAUCAACCCGUCAAAAGGCUGUGGACGAGGACGAUAUAUUCCCCCCUAUCGAAACCACCGGCAGCCCUGCAGAUAAUGGAAAUGGAAUGGAUAUUGACCAGCCAGCCGAACCUGCCAAGAAGCGCACUUAUGAUGAUAUGUCACUGGUUGAUGAUGACGAUCUGCAGGCAUCGCUCGCUGCUCAGCGAAGAAACGUCCUAAAGAAGCGCCAAAAGCUAAGACCGGAGGAACUGGUUCAGCAAAUGCGAGAAGAAGCUUCUGCUACACCUGCCGGUGAAAACGAAAUAGACGACACCCCAACUGGUUUAGUGAUUGAUGAGACAUCUGAGUUUGUAGCGAACUUGCAGAAACCCGUCGCGCCAGAGCAAAAGCGGAGACCAAGUUCUCAACCAGCCGAGGUAGUAACAACAAUGGAAGAUGACUCUGACGAGGAUGUCAAUAUGGAUCGAUCAUACGCCGAUAUUGAAGAUGAGGAGGAUCGCAAGGCUCGGCUAGAGAGGGAAACAUCUGCCAGCGCGGACAUGACAGAAACUGGGCUGGAACGAGAAGCUACACUGGAAAAGGGACUUGGCUCCACUUUGAACCUUCUAAAAGGCAGAGGAAUCAUCCGAACGGAAGACACCGGAGAUCUCAAUGCAAUCUUUAGACAAAAACAGAAGUUCUUGGCCGAGAAACAGCAUCGCGAGGCAGAUGCCGAGAAGAAGGCUCGAACUCAAAGAGAACGAGAUCGUGCAACAGGUCGCUUGGAUCGGAUGUCUGCUCGAGAGAAGGAGGAUUAUGCGCGAUCUCAAAACACAUACCGAGACCAACUGGAGUCCCGCCAAUUGGCCGACCAUUUCAACAAGGAGUACAAGCCGAACGUGGAGCUGAAGUACGUCGAUGACUUUGGCCGGCACAUGAACCAGAAGGAAGCCUUUAAACAUUUGUCACAUCAGUUCCACGGAAAAGGAAGCGGGAAGCAAAAGACUGAGAAGUUACUGAAGAAAAUUGAGGACGAGAAGCGCAGGGAGGCUCAGAGCACACUAGACGGAUCGCAAAUGGGUGGCAUGAGCGGUGCGGCUGCACAGCAGUUAAAGAAGCAGAGACAAGCCGGUGUCAGGCUGGCAUGA
This is a messenger RNA of Venustampulla echinocandica, 1983 nucleotides long. RefSeq lists its product as uncharacterized. Gene Ontology annotation, biological process: mRNA cis splicing, via spliceosome; maturation of 5S rRNA. NCBI's taxonomy places the organism in Eukaryota, Fungi, Ascomycota, Leotiomycetes, Helotiales, Pleuroascaceae. The record is from RefSeq and is a predicted model, not a curated record. The coding region runs from base 1 to 1983 and encodes 660 amino acids. The transcript is spliced from 2 exons. Gene Ontology annotation, cellular component: U4/U6 x U5 tri-snRNP complex.